CAAACAGGCCUCUUGUACACAGCUGAAGAAACGCCCACAAUAACCACGGUCGAGAAUAGAGGAGAUAGACGUUAGUAAUCAUUAACCAACCAACCUCACUUUCUUCUCUCUUCUAUCUUCUAACGCUAUUUCUAUUUUAGUUAAUGACUUCCUCAUAGCUCCCUUCCAUUUCACUACCAUGCCAUCUCGCCAGCGCAGAUCCCUCCUCGCUUCACCUCCGCUGAGUAAUAACCACCGCCGCCACCACAGCCAACACCAUGUGAAGCUCCUUUUUCCACUUCUCGCUGGAGCUCUUACUUUUACUGUGCUCUGUUUCAUUAUCAUCAUUUUCUUUUUUUACCGCAAACUAUCUCGUAACCGUACAGCUCCAUCAGACCUUAAAUCUCCUAAUCAUCAUCAGCAGCAGCAGCAAUGUCGCCGCUUUUCAUAUUCGCUCCUCCGGAGCGCCACGGCUUCGUUUUCUCCCUCCAACCAGCUUGGCCAUGGCGGAUUUGGCUCAGUUUAUAAAGCCAUUCUUCCUCCGACAAACCAGCCGUUGGCAGUCAAGCUCAUGGACCCCAAUGGCUCACUCCAAGGGGAGCGUGAGUUCCACAACGAGCUCUCUCUCGCCUCCUCUCUGCACUCCCCUUACAUUGUCUCUCUCCUGGGAUUUUCCUCGGAUCGUCGUAGACGGAAGCUCAUUUUGGUGUACGAGCUUAUGGAGAACCGGAGCCUCCAGGAAGCUUUGCUAGAUCGGAAGUGUGAAGAACUUAUGGAUUGGAGAAAAAGAUUUGAUUUAGUAACAGAUGUUGCUAAAGGACUUGAAUAUCUACAUCAUUUCUGCAAUCCUCCUGUGAUUCACGGUGAUAUUAAACCCAGUAAUAUAAUGCUUGACUUGGAUUUUAAUGCAAAGAUUGGUGAUUUUGGACUCGCAAGAUUGAAGGCAGAGGAGAACGUUGUGGAGAAGAAGGAUGCUUUUGUAGUUGCCGAGGAUAAUGGGUCGAUUUUGGAGGAGAUAGAGAGUGUGGUGACUGGCUUCGAGGAUAGUGCUACUGCUGUCGGUGUUGAUCGAUCGCCUGAGAGUUUUGCCGUUAGGGUUUUAGAUUCAGAUGCUUCACCGGAGAUGGUUGCUCCUGUGUCGCCGGAGAUGGGUGUGGAUAAAGGCAGUGUUUCGGAGGCUGGGUUUGAUAAGCUUAGUGUUGAUAGUGGGAAGGAUUUGGUUAAUGGGGGGAAGAAGGGUGGGUCUAGAAGGGAUUGGUGGUGGAAACAGGAUAAUGGAGGCGGAUCAGAGUCAGGGAGAGUAAAGGAUUAUGUGAUGGAGUGGAUUGGGAGUGAGAUUAAGAAGGCGAGACCCAGCAGUGAAUGGAUUGCAUCUCCCAGCUCGGUUGAAAACAAUCCUUUGAGAACUAAAAGCUUGACGAUGGAGCCAAAGAAGAAGCACAAGAAAAGAUUGGAAUGGUGGGCAUCUUUGGAUGAGGAAAGAAUGCAAAAGAAGGAGAAGAGUAGAAAGCCCAGAGAGUGGUGGAAAGAAGAGUUCUGCGAGGAGCUCACAAAGAAGAAGAAGAAGAAAAGAGGACUUAAUUCGAGUAAUGGGGGAGAUUCAUGGUGGCAGAAGGAUGACGAUGAGGUAGAAGGGAGAAAGAAAAGGAAGAGCAAGAGAAGCAGAGGCAGCAUUGAUUGGUGGUUGGAUGGGUACAGCGGUGAAUUUAGAAAUGGGCGAAGAAGCAGCCAAGAUUGGGCAAGUGGAGAGAUACCGAAGAGUGGUGGUGUUAGUAGCACGCCUAGCAUGAGAGGAACUGUAUGUUAUAUUGCUCCAGAGUAUGGCGGUGGUGGCCUGUUAUCAGAGAAGUGUGAUGUGUAUAGCUUCGGGGUUCUGCUUCUGGUUGUGGUUUCUGGUCGGAGACCCCUGCAAGUAACUGCCUCACCAAUCUCAGAAUUUGAGAGGGCAAAUCUGAUUUCUUGGGCUAGGCAACUCGCAUACAAUGGGAAACUUUUGGAUCUUGUUGAUCCUUUAAUACAUUCAAUGGAUAAAGAUCAGGCAUUGUUGUGCAUCACAAUUGCACUGCUCUGUUUGCAGAGAUCACCAACCAAGCGGCCUACCAUGAAAGAAAUUGUGGGGAUGCUUUCUGGUGAGACAGAACCACCUCACUUGCCAUUUGAAUUUUCACCAUCGCCGCCGUCCAAUUUUCCAUUUAAGUCCCGGAAGAAGGCCCGGUGAGUAUAUUGGAAUUAUGACAUCAUUUGGUAGAUUAACUGGAGAGUGGGUACUGCUUUAGUUGUUUUAGGCCAUUUCUAGUUUAUCAUGUUCGUAGAAAUUGUUGCCAAAGUGGAAAUUAGCAUACAUAUUUCUUGUGCAUUUGAGGCCUUCCUCUUGUUGCUUGGGCAUUAGUUGUUUCCUUUGGGCCUACAAGUGCCGUUUCCAGUGUUUGACUUGUUGGGUGUUGUGAUUAGAGGCUGAGUGACACUUGACUUUUGAACCUCAAAGUUGUUGAAUUUUAGGAAUCCCAGGAUUAAUGGUAAA
Molecule: messenger RNA, 2500 nt
Organism: Manihot esculenta (cassava)
Lineage: Eukaryota; Viridiplantae; Streptophyta; Magnoliopsida; Malpighiales; Euphorbiaceae
Product: receptor-like serine/threonine-protein kinase At2g45590
Exons: 1
Coding region: 179-2197 (672 amino acids)
Biological process (GO): protein phosphorylation
Molecular function (GO): ATP binding; protein kinase activity
Source: RefSeq, a predicted model, not a curated record